AUGAUGCUGCCUGUCGCCAAUCUGCACCUCAAGGACCUGUACGAUACCACCGUCGAGUUUUUCGCCCUUCGCAGUCCCUCGUUUCUCUUUGCGGGCCCGUCUGCUGCCCCGACCCACGAGUCGGAAAACUGCCGUGCCCUGACCCCAGUUCCCGACCCCAUCGCUAGGCUGACACGAGAGUGCUCGUCGUUACGUGAAAGACUCGACGUAGCCGAGAGUCGGCAGCAACACAGUACAUGCACUUGUCAGUUUUCGCAACAGAGCCCUCUGCAACCACUAAUGCGCCGCCAACUCGAUCUCACGAAGAAUGAGCUGUCUACCUCAAAAAUUGAGGUUUUGCGCCUCGAGGAGCGCUGCCGCAUGUUGGAGAGAUUGCUGAGGGAGACAAAAGACAUGCUGAAGGCGAGGGACACUGAGAUCGAGAAGCUGAAGCGAGAACGCGAGCAGCAGCGCACCCUCGACCACCGUCACCGCAGCGAUGCCAGCCUGCGCUAUCAGUUCAGAUCCCAGAGCCAAAGGGACAAAGAGGAAUCCCUCAGCCCCCCAAACUCAAUCAGUCCGAGACCCGACUCGACGCUGCUAGCCAUCUACGGCCACAACCACUCGCUUUCCAGCUUCCGGAACGGCCACCGCAGAGAUGGCUCUGGCACCUCAUCGAUAAUCUCGAUAGCGAGCUCCGAGGAGGAACGCGCCCAAGCCCGUGCGUUUGAGCUUUUCCUGACGCGCACAGACGCAUGGUCGGGCGCACAGAUUCUCCAGGCCGUCCACGAUAUCAACUCCGAGAUCCUGCAGUUCGCAGCAUCCGCAACAGAAACGUGCUCGUUUGAGAGGGAUGCGCACACUUUGGCGGCGAAGAAUUCACAAGCUAUACAGGACACUGCUGCAAGGCUUGGCCCGCAGAUUACACGCAUCCUCUCCACGAGAGAUCACAGUCAGGAUCCUAUCCUUGUCCAGCUCGCCCUCCAGGGAUGCGUCGUUGCGUGCAUUGCACGAGCGUUAUCGUCCUUUUGUAUUGGUUGGCCCUCAAAGGCAGACUCGGUGAUACUCCAGGUCUAUGCCUACAUGUACGCAACUGAACCCCAGCCGACCUCUUCACGCUGGCGUUCCCUCACGCACAAACACAUUCACAAGCUAUACCCCACCCUAGAAGACUACGGCAACAACGACCUCGUAGAGACGAUCCUCCGCUGGAUAGCCGACGUCCUGACCGUCGCCGGCUGCACGCCAUCCCUGUCCACGUCACACUCAUCCCCCUCGUCCUCACCCCACAUCUCCCAGUCGCUACCGCACUCGAACUCGCUCUCGCAGCUCCAGCUCAACCAGCCGUCGUUCACCAAGGAGGCCCUGCGCGCCCGCUUCGGCGACCAGGUGCGGCGCAUCGCCAAGUCAGUCACGAAGCUCGCGCAGGUGACGCGCGAGGAGGUCAUGUCCACGAACUUCGACCUGGUCGCGGUCGGAUACACAGAUACGUUCGACUCGCACCUGAUGCAGGACUCGUUCGCAGACUACUCCACGUCACGGGGGUCGGUGCUGCUGACGUCGGAAUUCGGCGUGCGAUGCACCACGAAGAAGGGCGGGGUCGCAGGCAUGAGCGUCGUCGCGGACGGAAAGACGGACGACGGGAUCGAACGACGGCUCCUUCUUCGGCCUAGAAUCGUGCUGGAAUCGGUGUUGGACGUCCUGGAUCCCAAGUAA
Molecule: messenger RNA, 1695 nt
Organism: Pleurotus ostreatus (oyster mushroom)
Lineage: Eukaryota; Fungi; Basidiomycota; Agaricomycetes; Agaricales; Pleurotaceae
Exons: 2
Coding region: 1-1695 (564 amino acids)
Source: RefSeq, a predicted model, not a curated record